Molecule: messenger RNA, 888 nt
Organism: Plasmodium inui San Antonio 1
Lineage: Eukaryota; Apicomplexa; Aconoidasida; Haemosporida; Plasmodiidae
Exons: 1
Coding region: 1-888 (295 amino acids)
Biological process (GO): proteasome-mediated ubiquitin-dependent protein catabolic process
Molecular function (GO): endopeptidase inhibitor activity; proteasome binding
Source: RefSeq, a predicted model, not a curated record
AUGGAAAAACACAGUACCUUUAAAAACCUCGUAAAACUGCACGGGGACAUAAAGAGGGAAGAGCUGCUGGUGCUCUUCUUCCAUAGCUGCAUUUUGGACAAUAAUUUUAUAUACAAACUGAAUGACGAAAAGAAAUAUGAAAAAUCAGAGAAUCAUGAAAAAAUAAAAAUUUCAAAUGGGUAUAUAAAACACAUGAGUGAUGCUGAUAAUGGGAAAUUUUUCUUAAGUCGAAUAUUAAUUGACCCUGAAUGGAGAAGCAAUUCAAGUAGCUACAACUUUCUGUACAAAUCUGUAGACACCAAUGACACCUACAACUUGAAUUUGGUAAAAGUAGAGAAUUCACUCCUUGUGCAAAUUAUCAACACUGCGCAGCCGUCUGUAGUUCACUCAGUAACAAUUGACGUGGACGAAUAUGUAAAGAAGUGCCCUGCUGAAGAAGAUGCAACGGAUGACAUGGAGGAGCGCGUGCAAAUGGAAAACCUGGAGCAGGUAUUCCAUAUUCAUAUAUUAAGCCACAUGAAAACAGGGAGCAGCAACAACAUCCGUAGUGGUAACAGUAGUAGUAAGGAGAAAGGGCCAAAGGGACUCAUCAUAGAAUCCAACGCAAAUGAGCACUUUAGAAAUGUUUUCCACACCAACUCGAACCCAUACCUCUUACCAAACUUUAAUGACAACCAUUUUGAUGAUAAAAAUCCGAACCUUGGACGAAAUCUAAUUCCGGAUCUUAGAAAUAAUGUCCCCAUUUUAAAACCAGAUGGAUUGCUAGUCGGCCCGGACAAUAAAUUUUUUAACCCGAAAAAUUUGCGCUAUGACCCAAUUGGGCCCUUUGGAAAUGAGCCCAAUGCCGACAACAAACCGUUUGAGUUUCGGGACAAUUUCCCCUUUUAG